This is a messenger RNA of Caenorhabditis sp. 36 PRJEB53466, 486 nucleotides long. The record is from the annotation of a GenBank genome assembly. NCBI's taxonomy places the organism in Eukaryota, Metazoa, Nematoda, Chromadorea, Rhabditida, Rhabditidae.
AUGGACCAAAAUGAGAAGAAGACAAUGUACGAUGUGAUGGCCCAUCUCACUGAUAUUCCGUUGCUUGGGAAGCAGUACGUACCAGGUAUAAAUGAAUCUAGUCAAUAAUCCGAUCAAUACAUUUGAAUAUCACUAAUCCAGGUUUGUGGAGGCAGUUCGAGGGAGGCAGUGGUCAACAACACUCGCGUUCCGGAGAACCAAUGAAUCAGAGUGAUGUCACGACUACUAGUGUGCAAGGAAAUGGAAAGGAGAACACGCGCGCGCAGGUCGGAGGAUUUAUUCGGGCACAUGAGAAGGUAAUUCACACUAUUGAGCACGAAUUUUUCAUUCAACAUAAAAAGAAUGUGUAAGAAAAAAGUUGGAGGCUGAUAAAAUAAUAGUUUUUUUUUUUAGCGUGCUCUCCCAACACCGACCAAAGACGUUGUUGCUGACUCAGAUCUCUUGGCUCCUCCAGCAAAGACACCUCGGAUUGAAAAACAAUGUUGA